AUGGUCAUUGCAACUGUGGCAAGGUCAAAUGCAGAUGUCAAUGAGAAACACGAGGAAAAGUAUUGGAACUACGAGAAGCAUGUUAUAGAUCUGGGUGAUAUAGAGAAGUAUCAGAUAUACCAGCGGAUUGGAAAAGGAAAGUAUUCGGAAGUGUUUGAGGGCCGUAAGGACAAGGAGAAGGUAAUAAUAAAGGCACUAAAGCCUGUGAAGAUACCAAAGAUCAGUAGGGAGAUCUUGGUGUUGAAACACUUAUCGCAUGAUAACAUCAUAAAACUUAUUGAUGUGGUUGCAGAUCAGGAAUCUCAAGUACAUUCUUUGGUAUUUGAGUAUAUAGAAAAUGAAGAUUAUGCAAAGAUAUUUGAAAGUUUAGGAUAUAGAGACAUUGUCAACUACUCAAAACAGAUUCUUUGUGCACUUGAGUAUUGUCAUAGCAUGGGAAUAAUCCAUAGAGACAUCAAACCACAAAAUAUGGUAAUAAAUCAUGCUAAAAAACAGCUGAAGAUAAUUGACUGGGGCCUUGCCGAGUUCUAUCAUCCAAAGAAAGAGUACAGUGUCCGUGUUGCAAGUAGAUAUUAUAAAGGGCCUGAGCUUCUAGUGGACUAUCCAUAUUAUGAUUAUUCUUUGGAUAUAUGGUCAUUUGGAUGUGUGCUGGCAGAGAUGAUAUUUAAAAAAAGACCUUUUUUUCAUGGAGAAAGCAACAAUGACCAGCUUAUGAAGAUAAUUAGAGUCCUUGGGUAUUGCGAUUUAAAAACAUAUAUGGACAAGUAUCAGAUUUGCUCUCCAAAUAUAAGGUUUGAUGCAAUGGAACAAAGAGUAGCACUUGCUUCAUUUAUUCCCUUUGGAGAGGAAUCUGUAUAUGAAGAUGCAGUCAAUCUCUUAGAAAAUAUACUCAUAUAUGAUCACCACAGACGAUUUACGGCUAAGGACUGUCUAGGUCAUAGUCUAUUCAAGUCCAAGUGUUAA
Molecule: messenger RNA, 963 nt
Organism: Ordospora colligata OC4
Lineage: Eukaryota; Fungi; Microsporidia; Ordosporidae
Product: protein kinase domain-containing protein
Exons: 1
Coding region: 1-963 (320 amino acids)
Biological process (GO): protein phosphorylation
Cellular component (GO): nucleus; protein kinase CK2 complex; cytosol
Molecular function (GO): ATP binding; protein serine/threonine kinase activity
Source: RefSeq, a predicted model, not a curated record